This is a messenger RNA of Striga hermonthica, 1797 nucleotides long. The record is from the annotation of a GenBank genome assembly. NCBI's taxonomy places the organism in Eukaryota, Viridiplantae, Streptophyta, Magnoliopsida, Lamiales, Orobanchaceae.
AUGCCCGCCAAACUACUUUUUGCACCAACCAGGUGCAAGAUCCAAAACUGGGUGUGCUAUUUCACAUCCCCUGCCUCUUGCAAUCCUCAGACUUAUCACUCAAACAUCAUUAAAGAUGGAUCUGUUCGCUGCCUACAAGUGGCUAACUAUCUCUUGACUCUUUACAUGAGAUGUCGUCAUUCACAAAAGGCAAGGAAGCUGUUCGAUGAAAUUCCCGAAAGAGAUGUUAGAACUUGGACGAUUCUCGUCUCAGGCUUCUGUAAAAAUGGGCAGUACUUGAAUGCCUUGGAUUACUUUACUAGAAUGCAGAAUGAAGGGACGAUUGCUCCCAACGCCUUUACUUUGUCUAGCGCGCUAAAGUGUUGUGCUUGUAUUAAUAACGGGCUUUCCAUGGGGAAAGCCAUUCAUGGCUGGAUAAUCAGGAACGGGAUUCAAACAGACGUGGCUCUGGAAAACGCCGUUCUUGAUCUUUAUGCCAAGUUGGGGGCGUCUAAUUAUGUGAAGAGAUUCUUUGACAUGAUGGGUGUUAAAGAUUCCACUUCUUGGAGCAUAGCUAUGGCAGCCAACUUGAAUGAGGGUGACCUGAGAGAAAGUCUCGAUUUCUUCUGGAGUAUGCCAACUAAGAGUGUUUGUAGCUGGAAUACUAUCAUAGAUGGACUUUUGCGAAGGGGAUUUGUGGGAAAUGCUCUCGAGCUUCUACACGAGAUGGUUGAAUUCGGAUGUGCUUUUAAUGGAGUUACGUUCACUAUAUCUUUGUCCUUGGCAUCCUCAGUAAAGAAUUUUGACUUAGGGAGGCAGAUUCACGCGCAGCUUCUUAGGAGUGGGAUAGAUUAUGACGCAUUCAUGAGCACAGCACUUGUUGAUAUGCACUGUAAAUGCGGGAAAAUUGAGAAGGCUUCCGUGAUAUUCCAGAGUUUGCGAUUGAGAUAUUCUCCUGACGAGUCAAGGGAAAAAACCGCUUGUUGGAGCACGAUGAUUGCUGGGUAUGUUCAGCACGGGAUGAUUAAAGACGCAUUGGCAUGUUUCAGGUUAAUGAUGCACGAGCAAGUUGAGACGGGCUCAUUCACACUCACCACCGUUGCUGCUGCUUCUGCUAAUGCUUCUCUUUUGGUGCUCGGCAGACAGAUUCAUGCCCGUACAGUUAAAUUAGGACACGGGCGUGAUGUUUUCUUAUGCUCAUCCUUGAUUGACAUGUACGCAAAAUGUGGGAAUCUAGAUGAGGCCUGGUUGUUUUUCCGAGAGACUCGAACCAGAAAUGUGGUGCUUUGGAGUGCGAUGAUAUCGAGUUAUGGCGUGCACGGGUGGGGAAAGGAAGCAGUUGAGCUAUUUGAACUAAUGCAGGAAGAGGGAAUCAGGCCGAAUGAAGUGAGCUUUAUGGGGAUCUUGACAGCCUGUAGCCAUGCGGGUCUAGUGGAAGAUGGGUGCAGGUAUUUUAAGAUAAUGACAGAUGUCUACGGCAUUCAGCCUGACAUUCGGCAUUUUGCUUGCAUGGUUGAUCUCUUGGGCCGAGCGGGCCACUUGAAGGAGAUCAAGGAUUUCGUGUACGAGAACGAGAUACAUCACAUAAAACAAGUGUGGAAAGCAUAUUUAUCUUCUUGUUGGGUUCACAAGGAUGUUGAGCUGGCAAAUUCGGUCAGUAAGAAACUUUUUGAACUGGAUCCGAAAGGAUCCGCCCUGUAUCUUCUUGCAUCAAACACUUACUCUGCAAACAAUAUCUGGGACGAAGCAGCUAAAGUUAGGGGUUUGAUGGUUGAGCGGGAUGUUAAAAAGAAGCUUCCCGCUCAGUCUUGGAUAUAA